Armigeres subalbatus is the source of this 2208-nucleotide messenger RNA. RefSeq names its product zinc finger protein 721-like. The transcript has 2 exons. Gene Ontology annotation, molecular function: zinc ion binding; RNA polymerase II cis-regulatory region sequence-specific DNA binding; DNA-binding transcription factor activity, RNA polymerase II-specific. Gene Ontology annotation, biological process: regulation of transcription by RNA polymerase II. The record is from RefSeq and is a predicted model, not a curated record. NCBI's taxonomy places the organism in Eukaryota, Metazoa, Arthropoda, Insecta, Diptera, Culicidae. Bases 225 to 2105 code for a protein of 626 amino acids. Gene Ontology annotation, cellular component: nucleus.
CCCUCCUAUGGGAAAUCCCAUUGCUAUCUGUCAGAGUUUGAGUGAAACAUGGCCGCCAUCUCCUCCUCUCUGUUGCUCUACUGUAAAAACCCAUAAAGAACUGUCAUUGUUUGUGUGAAGAAUUUUGCUUCGACUUCGCGAAUCACAACACAACAACAAAACCACACAAAAAUAAAAUAAAAAACUUUUUAAAACAGACCCAGCUCGAGCGAUUCAUAUUUAAAAUGCAAUCAAUUAACACCAGUAAUCGAACCUGUCCGGAAAUACCCCGCAAUUACACUGAGGACAACUUUGUUGAAGAUAUAAUGACCUCGAGCGAACCCGUCUACCCGGCAUCGGCACUCGCCUCACGCAAUCGUUUUUGCCGACUGUGCCUAAAGAAGUCUUCCAGUUUCCUGCUCCCGUUGGUGGCCAAAAUAGAAACUGUGACGGUCAUGGAAAUGCUGCUAAUGGUGACCGGGGUCGAACUCGAGGCUAACCCUCUGUUUCCAACCAAGAUCUGCUCCAACUGUAUGACCAAGCUGGAUUUUGCCUACAACGUGCGACAGGAGUUUCUCAAUGGCACUGAACUGCUGCUCAAAAUGGCCGUGGAGAAUCGAUUGGCCGGAUAUUAUGCCCAGUUUGAGCCGGUCGUUGGCAGCUAUACUGAUGAGGUAUUGAAGGAAAGUAGGAAUGUCCUGGAGACGACCAAAGCCGAGAUGGAGGAGAUAAAUUGUAAUGUUUCUCGGGAAGGAGAACGAGUUUCACCUGAGGAAACCGUUGAUGAAGAAACGGACAAUCAAAAGGUGGAGAUUAUAGAGUUUGAACAGUACGAAUGUCUUGAAGAUGAAAUAGGGGAUUCGUCAAUACCAGAUGAGCCAGUUGAAGGAUUGACCGAUUCGGUUAAGAUAAAAAACGAGGAUUUAGAAAAUGAGUUGAUGAAAGUAGCAAUUCUCGAAACUGAUGGACCAAGUAUGCAGAACACGGAUACUACGCCACUCAAAAGCGAGAAAUUCGUCUAUUCGUGGAAAGAUUUAGUGAAGCCCAAGAGUAGGAAAAAGGAGCGCCCUAAAAAUGAUCUGAGUGGAAUCAAUAGAAAUGCAAAGGCUGAUGCAAAUUUGCUCGCACAAUUCCCUCAGACAACCUGUUAUAUCUGUGAUACAGCGCACGACAGCUUGGAGCAGCGAGACGAGCACUUUAAUGUGCACAUUGAAAUGGUUCCUCAUCGUUGCGAAACAUGCAGCACCGACGAUGAACCGGUCAUCUCUAAGAGUGUCAUAACAUUGAAUCGACACCGUUUAAUGCAUCGUUUGCCUUAUAAAUGCACAAAAUGCUACCGUCGAUUUAUAUCCAGCGGAAGUCAAUACACUCACAUUUGGAGCACUCACAUGUCUGGCACGGAAGGACUGACUUGCGAUUACUGUGGCAAGACAUUCAAUCAGAAGCGUUCGUUCCAGGCACACGUGCGGCGUCACCGUUACAAAGCCAAUGGCAAGUAUCGGUGUGAUGUCUGCGGCGAAACAUGCGGUUCCAGUAUUCUGCUGACGAGACACAAACGGAAGCACACGGGUGAAAAGAAUUUUGCUUGUCCGUACUGCCCGAAACGGUUUAGCAGAGCAUGCAAUUUGUUGACACACAAACGGAUCCACACAAACGAACGGUGCCAUAGGUGUGAGGAUUGUGGUCGCAGCUUCAGAGAUAGCGUGACACUCAGAAAGCAUCAGGAGCGUUUCCAUAUGGGCAGAACGCCGGCACUCAGGGCGGAUAGAAAUCCUUUCGUCAUAGCCCCGGACGGGCGAAAGUUGUUUCAGUGUGUGAAGGAAGGAUGUCGAUAUGAAACGUACAGCGGUACCGCCAUAUCGCGCCACAAAGCUCGCCAUUCGAAACGAUAUGCGUGCGGGGAUUGUGGAAAACGAUUCGCAGAGCCGAAUUUAGUGCGAAGACAUCAGACAGCGAUGCAUUUGGGAGAUAAGAAGGAUCAGGCUCAAACAGAGCAGCAUCACGGUGCCCAGCAAGGGCAGGGCGAUAAUGCAGAAUUUGGCUUACAGUUGAGUCAGUCUGGACAAGAAUGUAAAAUUGAAGAAGCAGAUGAUGUUACAUUUUCGAUUACAUUAUCUGACAAAUAAAAAAUGUGUGAUUUGUUUUAAUUGCAAUACAGGUAAUGGAUUAGCCAUUAGAACAGUUAUGGACGCAAUGAUAAAAAUAAAAAAAUGAUCAGAAAAAUAACAA